UUGCGUCAGUGUGUUUGAGGCCACACGUGGGUGCAGCGUGUCUGUCCAGCGGCUCCGGGAAUGGGGAAAUCAGGGAAGCUUCGCUCCGGUGCGGCCGGUAAAGUGAAACGGUGGAAGAAAGGACACAGCAGCCAGUCCAACCCCGAGGCUCGAAGACACCGAGAGGCCGCCAGGAGCCGCUUCUUCAGCCGCCCCUCAGGAAAAAGUGACUUGACGGUAGAUGCUCUGAAACUUCACAAUGAUCUCCAGUCAGGGUCACUGCCAAUGCCCCAAAAACCCGGGGGCACACAAGAAUACAUGGAAGAUGAGAAUGAGAUGGCGAUAACUGAGAAAUCUGGAGUUUCUUUCCUAAGUGGAUUAUCUGACUGCACUAAUCUUACAUUUGGCAAAGUACAACGAUACUGGGAGUCCAACUCAGCGGCUCACAAAGAGAUCUGUGCCGUGCUGGCUGCUGUUACAGAAGUGAUCCGGUCUCAGGGAGGGAAGGAGACAGAAACUGAAUAUUUUGCUGCUCUGAUGACUACUCUAGAAGCAGUGGACACCCCAGAAUCCUUGGCUGCUGUUGCUUAUCUGCUUCACCUGGUUCUCAGGAGGGUUCCUGGCCCGGUAUUGAUCAAGAAGUUUUCAGACACCUCUAAGGCAUUAAUGGAUAUCCUGGCCACGCAAGCCAAUUCUGGAGGCAGCUCUGUGGGCCGCUGGAUAGUGUCUUGCCUGUCUGUCCUGCUACGCAAGCAGGAGCUUUCUGCAUGGAGCUACCCAUCAACUCUGCAGGUGUAUCACGGAGUACUCAGCUUCACUGUCCACGCAAAACCUAAAAUCAGGAAGGCUGCCCAACUCGGUAUCUGCUCUGUCCUAAAAGGCAGUGAGUUCAUGUUUUCAGAAUCCGCACCAAGCUACCACCCUGCGGCUCCAUCCACCGCUAAAUUCUGCAUCCAAGAAAUUGAAAAGUCUGGAGGUAGUAAAGAAGCCACGACCACGUUGCACAUGUUGGCCUUACUAAAAGACCUUCUACCCUGUUUCCCUGUCACUGUUACAAAGACUUGUUGCGAGACCCUGCUUAAGGUCAUGACCUUAAACAACGUGUUAAUCACAGCGUGUGCGAUGCAGGCGUUCCAUAGCCUUUUCAAUUCGAAUUCACUCCCAUCUUCGUUGACUCCUGAGCUCAAUGCUCAAAUCAUCACAGCUCUUUUUGACUACCUUCCAAACGAGAAUGAUUUGCAGCCUUUGUUGGCUUGGCUGGCUGUCAUGGAGAAAGCUCAUAUAAAUCUCUCUAGGUUGCACAGUGAGCUUUGCCUGGGUCACCUUCCUCGUCUCUUCUCGACGGCUAUGAACUGCUUUUUGUCUCCUCACGGACAAGUUGUAUCUGCAGCUGCUAAGUCAUUAAAGUCUCUCCUUUCAGAAUGCGUUGCUCCUAAUUCAUCCAGCAUAGAGUCUGUCUCUUCCUCUCCAGCAACAGGUUCUGCUAUGCACCUCUGUAAAAUGUUCAAGGUUGUUGAGGACGGUUUAUCAUACAAGUUUCACGCGUCCUGGCCCUACGUCCUUCAGCUGUUGCAGACUUUCUUCGAGGCUGCUGGAAGGUCUUGCCAUCCUUUCAUGAAACAAAGUUUGCAGACCCUUGCCGACUUGCGUGUUUCUGCGCACUUUCCUUACACGGCGGAUCUGGACCGGGCUGUGGGAGCGGCAGUAGAAAGCAUGGGGCCGGAAGUGGUCUUGAAAGCCAUUCCAUUACAGAUAGAUGGCACAGAGGACCUGAGUGACUUCCCUCGGAGCUGGCUCAUCCCUGUGAUUCGGGAUCAUGUUAAAAAUACAGAACUUGGGUACUUCACCCGGUACUUCCUUCCUCUGGCUGUCAACGUUAAGAAUCGAGCCAUUGAAUUAAGCCAGGCUCAGAGAAAUCUUGAAGCCAAAAUCUGUGAGACUCUUCAGUGGCAGAUCUGGACAAUGCUGCCUGGGUUCUGCACUAAGCCUACAGACAUAACCACAUCUUUCAAAGGCAUUGCUCGUACUUUAGGGAUGGCAAUCAAUGACAGACCAGACCUCCGUCUCACUGUGUGCCAAGCUGUGCGCACACUCAUCAGCAAAGGCUGUGAGGAAGAGGCUGACAAAGCUGAAGUGGGCCGAUUCGCCAAGAACUUUCUCCCAAUCUUGUUCAACGUGUACAGCCAGCCGCCUGGUGCAGGUGAAGGAGCAGCAACCAAGCUUCCAAUAUUGGACACGGUUAAAGCCUAUCUCACUAUUACAGACCAGCAGAUGGUCCACAGCUUUCUGGACAAAGCAUGUAGCAAACUGACCGAAGCAGAGACUACGGAGGCUAUGAGAUUGUAUAUGUUGGACCUGAUUGUUGCCAUGGUCCCUUAUGCUGAAGAGGCUUCCAUGACAAAUGUUUACCAAACUAUUCUGCCUUAUCUGGAGGAGAAAAACCACAGCGUGCAGAAGAAGGCUUACAGAGUCCUGGAGGAGAUCUGUGCUGGAGAAAGACCUCCAUGCAAAGAUUUUGUGGAUAAGAACCUGGAAGACCUGAAGAAAACACUGCUGGGUUCUCUUAAAAGUGCUUCAUCACCAGCUAAAAGACCGCGUUUGAAGUGCCUGAUCCAUAUAGUGAAGCAGCUUGGGGUUGACCAUGAAGAAUUUAUGACAUCCAUAAUUCCUGAGGUGAUGAUCUGUACCAGAGAAAUGUCGGUGGGGGCACGAAAGAAUGCUUACACACUCCUUGCAGAGAUUGGUCAUGCUUUCCUCCGAUUCAGAGAUGACCCCAGAGAUGCUAUGGAAAGUUACCUUGCUGUUGUGUACGCUGGAUUGGCUGGCUCUGUGACCAUGAUCAGCUGUGCAGUUUUUACACUUACAAGGCUCCUCUUUGAAUUCAAAGAACAGAUGGGAGUGGAUAUCAUCGAACAUCUUUUACAGAAUGUGUGUCUUCUUCUGAUCUCCAAAACGCGUGAAAUUGUGAAAGCAGCUCUGGGUUUCAUUAAAGUAAUCAUCUUUAUCAUGGACAUAAAAGUUCUCUCUAAACAGCUGCAGAUGAUGAUAGAAGCAAUUGGAAAUAUAAAUAAAGACAUGAGGCGUCAUUUUCGUGUGAAACUUCGAAACAUCUUCACCAAAUUCAUCCGAAAGUUUGGGUUUGAUGUGGUGAAAAAUAUGCUUCCUGAGGAGUAUCAUAAAGUUCUCGUAAACAUCCGCAAGGCAGAGGCAAAGAACAAGAAACAGAAAGCCCUGAAACAGGACUCUUCUCAGGGUGAGGAGGAUGACAAGGAAGCAAAGAUCAAGGGAGACAGCAUUGACGAUCUGUUGGCAGAUACCGACGAUGAAGAUGACGAGAAAGAGAGGCCCAGAAAGCAGCAGAAGAAGCAGACCAAGCAGAAGAGCCAUGCCUGGCUAAAAGAAGGAGAGCAAGAUGAACCACUGAACUUCCUCGAUCCAAAUGCAGCCCAGAGAGUCUUGGCCACAAGACCUGAUGUAAAAGGUGCGAAGCUGAAGCACGACUUUAAAACCACAUCGGAUGGCCGUCUUAUUAUCCCGGAUGAUGAAGCAGAGGAAGAGAAAUCAAAAGUAAAUGUGGAUGAAGAGAUGGCCGAUCUAAUGCAGGAGGUUGGACUUCGAACGAAAAAAGCACAAAAGAAGCGCUUCCGAGAAGUAGACUACGACGAUGAUGAAUAUGCAGUGGGCAGCUCGUCACAGUAUAAAGCUGGUGGCUCAGGGAUUCACAGACCGUUCUCCAAAAAGCCAGAGAUUGGAACGCAUUACAAGUCAAAGAAAGGAAAAGGUGAUGUAAAGCAGAAAGGCAAACAUGAUCCGUAUGCCUACAUCCCUCUUAACAAAGCCACAUUAAAUCGAAGGAAAAAGGCGAAGAUUCAAGGCCAGUUUAAGGGUUUUGUAAAGGCUGCACAGAGAGGGGCACAGACCGGAAGAAAGAAAAGGAAAGAGCGAAAGGCUUGAGCGCUCCUUCGUUUUAUCUCCCUGUUUGGACUUUGUUUGAAUCCGAUUUCUUUAAUAAACAAACUUGUUUUUUUCUUUUUUUUUUUUCCCCCUUGCGCUGCUAUGUGGACUGAUGGAGGGCAAUGCGCAAUCACCAACUCCAGUUUUAAUUAUGGGAGUGGAGGACUCUGCUGUGUUUACAAAUUAUAAAUCCAGUGUCAACAGAGGCGCAUUUUUAUUUUGUUUUUGCCCUGCAUCUAUUUCUAAACCAUGUAGUGCCCUAGAAUUGCUCAUUGGAGCCAUCAGGCUGAUCCCUGUCCAACAUUCUGACACAGAUCGAUCCUGGCUUAUGUUUUAGGAUUCAUUUAGUCAUAAUGUGAAUUGUGUUCUAAAUUACGAAAUACCCACAGUGUGUUCCUUAUUGUGUGGAUCAGCAAAUAUAUAUUGGAUUACAUCACAGCUACACAAGGCAUCCUUGCU
Molecule: messenger RNA, 4392 nt
Organism: Pelobates fuscus (common spadefoot toad)
Lineage: Eukaryota; Metazoa; Chordata; Amphibia; Anura; Pelobatidae
Gene: RRP12
Product: ribosomal RNA processing 12 homolog
Exons: 34
Coding region: 61-3933 (1290 amino acids)
Source: RefSeq, a predicted model, not a curated record